UCCCGAUUUCCACCAGUGUAAACGUGAAAAGAAAACAUCCAUGUCAGGAGGGCGGCUCUGUAAAUUUGAGUAGCAAAAAAACUGCGGUAGGUCCAAGAUAUAAAUAAGUAGAUCCUAUUCUCAACUGUAUUUAAAUUUAAAAUAACUAUUACUCAAUACCUUACAGAUUUUGAUCCAGGCAAAAAAAGCUCUCCCUCAAAACUGAGAAGCAAUGACAUUCAUGCACUAUGUAAUCAGGAUAUGGAGACUAUGAAAAAGGGCAAACCAUCAGACUGGAUGAAAAAACAAAUGAUUAGUUCAUUUUUAGAAGAGUUAAACUGUAUCGCAGACACGACUGAUGAGGAAAAUGAAGACUUACCUUAUGACGGACAUCUAGGAAAAACCUGUCACUACAGUAAUUAUUCAGAUAAUUUGAGUGACUGUACUUGUUUAAAACAUAUUUCUGAUAUUUUUUCAAACAUAUCCUGUUCUGAAGAUAACAAAAAUAUAAAAGCAGCAGCAAAUUAUGAAACUCAUCCACAACCUGGAGAAGUUUUCAAUUACCAUACAUGUGCCACAGAAACAACUGGAAUUUCAGUUGAAAUGCCUGUCAGUGAAGCUUCUUUUAAGAAAGAAUUACCUGUUUGCUUUAGUAGACCAGAUAGGAAGCAACACCUCACUCGCUCAAAAAUGUCUGAUGUCCUUUUGCGUCAUUUUCCUAAGGGAGAGUUAAUAACCACAUGCCAGCUAAUUGAAGGCGAGACUAUACCAGAGAUAUCCUUUACUGAAAGUAUUGAUGAACCUCUGAAUAAACCUGAGACUUCAGAACUUGCCAAGUGCCCUUUAUCUCAUGAACAACGGGCAACUAACUUUGAAGAGUAUCACUUAGAUAAGCAUGAGGAAAUAAACACUGGUGAGAAAGAUCAAACUUUGCUAAAUGAAAAUAAGUUUGUUUCAAAGAGAUCUAUUUCUGCUACUAUUGAGUGUGGGUGUGUACAAGAAAGUUCACCAUUAAUUAGUGAGAAUGAAGAUACACACACCUUUCAAAACACUAAAAAAGAACAACAAAAAGAUCCAUUUAAGAGAACAGGUUCAUCUCACGAGCUCAAAUUUGGCCAAGGUCAAGUUCAUUAUUGCCUUACUGAUUUCUCUAAAGUUGCUUCAGAAGUUAAAGUACCAAAAAGAAAUGACAACAAUAAAUCAGCUCCUGUCACUGAUAGGACAAAAACCUUUCCUAUUUUGCCAAGUAAAUCAGUAAUUGCAAAUGACAUUGUAGAAAACAGGAACUACUUUGAUUCUGUUGAAGUAGAGAAUCAAGAAGAAAUGAGUGUUCCAGAACUGUUGCAACAGCUGGAGAUGCUGACACAGCAUGCUGAUGCCCAGAAUCAUACCGAUUAUUUGAGACUUAAUCCUAAGAUGCUUCCUCAGUCAGAUUUUCCAAAUCCAAGUUUUGCCAUUUACUCAGGAGGCGCUGAGACAUCCUCUGAAGUUUUUGCAUUACACCCUCCUUUUCCUAUACAACCUAUGCUUGCUUUGUCUGAAGCAGGAUUACAGUGUGGGGCAACAGUAUCAACAUUACCAUCAGCUGGUACAGUAGAAGCACACUGCCUAAAUCCUUCCAGUUUACUUCUAGAACUAACACAAGGAGAAAAGAUGACUCAAAUACUAAAGGAACAAACAGAUCAACUGCAAAUGGAAGUAGAGGACUUCUCUAAACAUAUGACCCAAGAGACAUUCCUUUUACAAGACAAAUACCUGGUGUUAAGUCAGUUGAAAAGACGCCUUGAUGCCCUGGAACAGAAUUAUUUAACUGCUAGAGAAGAGCACCGUAAUUUACAGCUGCAGAACUACAAGGACAAGUCCAUCAACAUUGGAAAGUUUGAUCCUGAAAGAAAGGUGGAAGGGGAAAUAUUUAGACUUGGCACGCUGCUUGAAGACAUCCACGAGCAGGAUGAUAACAGCAAAUGCAGCUUGUCUCCUUUGCUUACUCCUUAUGAAUCUGCCCAUUCAUCCUAUUCUCUUUGUGAGAGCUCAGUAAAUUCAAGCAUUACUGAUCCUCCAGAAAGAAAAGCUACUGAAACUGCAUUUCUUCACAAGAAGAAUGAGGCAGAAAAUACAAGUCAUACAAUUGAUGUGAUCCCUCAGGCAAAUCAUACACUUUCUUUAGAGGGUGACAAGUGCAAUCCUUACCCACAUGUCCAAUUGAAAUUACAGAAGAGAGACAAACUGACUCCCAAAAGAGAAAUGGAGCUUCUGGGAAAAGGAAGUCUGCUCGCAAAUAAGCAUUCUCCAAAUGUAAUGAGAUUUCUUUCACCUGAGGAAAUACAUGGUGCUAAAGGUCUUGGAUCCCACAGUCAGGGUAAAUCAAGUCAAAAAUUGAACGAAGAUGAAGAAAGCAUGGAAAGCAGUUGGAAUUUUUGGCAAAUUGCAUCUCCGUCCAAAGCUAGAUCUUUUAAUACGUGCCGUGUAGAACAUGAUAUUCAUCUAAACAUUCUGAAGAAAGAAGGAAAACUAGCUCAGUCUUCUGAUCACCAUUUUCAUGAACGAGUAGAAAAAUUUGAUGGUACUGUAUGCCCCAAGUUGAAAAUACACGUUACAAAUAUGGCAAACAAGGAACUUGAUUCUGACAGAAGUAAUGAAAACACCCAGAAAAGGAAAACUGGAAGAAGUUCAAUCUUCAUUCAAGGAAAACCAACUGAUUUAUCAGAUACCAACCUGAGCAGUGAUUCAGAAGACAUCUCAGCCUGUGAUUCUUGCAAUGAUUCACAAAGUGAGGAAUUUUUGAACCACGAGACUGAAAGUUACAAGACAUUCAAUGCAAGAUUACAUGGAGAUAGAAAAGAAAUUAGACACAGAUGCACUAGAGGAAGCAGAGAUCAAUUUAAACUCGGGAAUUACAAAGAGUUUGCUCAGUCUUGUGCCCUGUGUAGAACUAAAAAUUCCAGUUUAACUUCUUAUUCACAGAAGAGAAUCACCACUCAAAAGGUUUACAGAAAUGAACAACCACAUCGACUUGUAAAUAGACUUUCAGAAAGGCAAAACUUGGAGACUGCCAGAACCUGCUGUGCAAGCACGUACGACACAGUUAUCCUUUCACCUCAAUACCUACCCAGAAACAAGACUCCUGGAAGCAAAUCAGCAGUCAACAUCAGAAACACAAAUGCAAGCAAUUUCAAUGCAAAUAUUCUAAGUUCUGCCCUGGAUCAUGCCAUACAGACAGCAAAUAGUUUGAAGAAAACUACAGAACGAAUGGUACAAGCAGUUUCAGAAGAUUUAGCUAAAGUUAGAAGCAAACAGCUUUAAUUACCCAGUCUCGAAUACUGAAUUCUUUUGCUCGUUCAUAUACAAGUGUCAGUAUCUCUACAA
This is a messenger RNA of Struthio camelus australis, 3345 nucleotides long. The record is from RefSeq and is a predicted model, not a curated record. Lineage: Eukaryota; Metazoa; Chordata; Aves; Struthioniformes; Struthionidae.